This is a messenger RNA of Maylandia zebra (zebra mbuna), 1570 nucleotides long. RefSeq names its product placental growth factor b (gene pgfb). Gene Ontology annotation, molecular function: growth factor activity; vascular endothelial growth factor receptor binding; chemoattractant activity. The record is from RefSeq and is a predicted model, not a curated record. Gene Ontology annotation, biological process: sprouting angiogenesis; vascular endothelial growth factor receptor signaling pathway; positive regulation of protein phosphorylation. Lineage: Eukaryota; Metazoa; Chordata; Actinopteri; Cichliformes; Cichlidae. Gene Ontology annotation, cellular component: membrane.
UAGACGCAAGUGCUUCUCUCUGUCUUUCUGCUGACUGCAGCUCAGAGGAGGACUGGAAACUGAAAGUUGUUGGCACAACUUCAUGCGUGAUUUUUUGAAGCGGAUUCCUUACUUGGAGAUCUUGGACUGAAAGCUGCUCACUGAAUAUGCGUCGUCACAUCUGGCGUUCACGCUUUUAUUUCCACAGAAUCCGUUUUUAAGCUCAUAUUAAAGGAAAGCGAGACACAAAAAGUGUGUAAAUGUGAAUAUUUAUCAGUUUCUCCUUUUUUUGUUAAAGUAUUAUUGUGUUGCCUCCUCGUCACCUCCACUUUCUCCUGAGGGGCCUUAUUCAUUAGUGAGCACAAUCUACUUCAUCAGGUUACACGCGCGGAGCUACGUGACUCCACUCAUUCUCCGCGCUACUAAACCGGGAGCAGAUGACUUGGAAAAUCCCUGGCAGCGAGUUUUUUUUCUGUUUGCUUCUGUUUCUGAGUAUUUUGGGACUUUUGUUGGAUUUUUUUUCCGCCACUAUCUCCAUCGGGAGCCAUCGCCACUCUCCACGCACAGACGUCACGAAAUGUUACUGGGUUUUGUCAUCGGGACUGUGGUGGCGCUUUAUCUGCAGUUCUCACCUGCACAGAGUCUUCCCUUGGCAAGUAUAAACAGUACAAUGGAAGUGCUUGUGUUUGAAAAAGUUUGGGGUCGCAGCUUUUGCCGCACCAUUGAGAAGCUGGUGGAGGUGGUGCAGGAAUACCCAUCGGAGGUGGAGCACAUCUACAGCCCCUCCUGCGUUCCCCUGGUGAGGUGCGCUGGCUGUUGCGGAGAUGAGAACCUGGAGUGUCAUCCCACUCAAACCACAAACGUUACCAUGCAGCUUUUGAAAAUCAGGCCAUCAGAACAAGGUCAAGAAUAUGUUGAGAUGACGUUUGUGGAGCAUCAAACAUGUGAAUGUAGAAUCAGGAAACCUGUUGUGAAGGUUCCAAAGAAAAGGCGAAGAGGAAGGAAGAGGAAGGAGAGACAAAAAAAGAAGGAAUGUGACAGGUGCCAGAUUCCUCGCAGGUAACUGCAGUGGCGACCCAACCCCCUGUUGCAGUGUGGCUCACUAUUUGUUUCCAGCCCAGUGGGAGCAUCAAAAGUCUCCUUCACUCAUCUAUCAAUACUGUGUCUGCAGCAAGAGACUCAAACAGCUGGGUUGAUUUGCUGACAUGCCCUUAUGCUGAUGGGCAGGGUGUUUUUGUAACGACAAGGUUUAACAGGAAGUGCGUUUUGACUGGUGGAAACACUGCUGUUACAAGCCUGAAACAAUGGACAUCCCUGGGAGCCAGUGCAAUGUAGAACCAAACAGACUGAUGUCUUCUUUUUAUGCUAGGUAUUACUGUAUCGGUUAUUAUUUGUCAAAUCCUUUGGUAUUUAAAAGAAGGUUACACAGGUAAAAAAGAAGAAAAGUCUAUAUUUAUUAAUAUAGUUGGACCAGAGAACACCUUGUGGACUUGAUGUGCAACUUCUUUGUACAUGCGAUAAGGAAAUGUCUCCCUCUAGUGUUUAUGGAAAGUGUUUUUAAACCUCUAUAUUAAAGUAUUUUGCAAUCAGA